CCGCAGAGUGAGUUGGUAGUGGGUAGUCUUGCUACAACCACACAGGACAUUGGUGAGACAACACUCAAAACACCGUGCACAGUUUUGGUCUCCUUACUUACAGUUCAGAGAAGGUUCACUCAGCUGAUUCCUGGGAUGAACGGAGGCUCGUCUUAUGAGGUUUUCCUCUUACACUGCCUUGGUGUGAAGCUCACAUCCCCUCAUACGAUGUUCCGAGUGGCUGUAAUCUGCCUCGCCCUCUCCUUCGGCCUCCUGCACGCAGAGGCUGGUCCUGAGGAGAAUAACAUUGAUAUCGACGAUGAAGCUGAACUGCGGUCCAAGUUUGAGGAGUUCAAAGAGCAGUACAAGAAGAACUAUGACCAGAAGGAAGAGGAGAAAAGGUUCCGGAUCUUUGUGGAAAAUCUCAAGGCAGCCAAACGGAUGCAGGAGCUGGACAGAGGCACCGCGAUCUACGGAAUCACCAAGUUCAGCGACAUGUCAGAUGAAGAAUUUGGUGCUUCUUACCUCAACCCAGUGAUCAGUAAUAACAAUGACACUUGGCCAGAGGAGAUGCUUUCAGCAGAGGUGUCUGGGCCGCUGACAAACAUGUCUCUGCCCCAUUUCGUUGACUGGAGGAAGCUGGGAGCAGUGACCCGAGUGAAAGAUCAGGGGUUCGGUUGUGGAUCAUGUUGGGCCUUCGGUUCUGUGGCUAAUAUCGAGUCGAUGUGGUACAUCAAGACAAAGCAGCUGAGGGAACUGUCGGAGCAAGAGAUUCUUGAUUGUGAUUUUCGGAGUACUGGCUGCUAUGGAGGCCACCCUUACAACGCUUUCAAAGCUGUUAUCAGUCUAGGGGGAAUGAUGUCUGAGAGCGAGUAUCCGUACAAAGCCAGAAAUGGUCACUGCGCUUUCAAACCGUCCGAAGCCAUUGCAAAAAUUCGGACAUUUCGAAACAUCCAACCACGUGAAGAGGAAAUGAAAAUUUGGGUGGCUAAUUCAGGCCCAAUCGUAGUUACCAUGAAUGCAACCGGCCUGCAGGGUUACCGAGGAGGGAUAAUCCGGCCUGGAGCUUUUGCAUGUGACAAUUUCAGAUUGAAUCACGUGAUGCUGGUUGUGGGCUACGGCGUAACCCGAGGUCAUCCUUACUGGAUCAUCAAGAACAGCUUUGGUGCAGACUGGGGCGAGGAGGGGUACUUCCGUAUCUACCGCGGAGAGAAUGCUUGCGGAAUCAACAAGUUUCCCAUCACCGUUAUCAUCUAAUAGAAGAUCUGGCAAGUCGCACGGAGGGACACGGGCAAUUCUACUGCACGCAGCCCUACAGAAGGAGGGAGCCCAGAUUCUCAGCUUAACGCAGCUUCGGUGCUCAAAAGGGGAUCCCCCCAG
Messenger RNA from Carcharodon carcharias (great white shark), 1359 nucleotides. Its product is annotated as cathepsin L-like. Bases 136 to 1236 code for a protein of 366 amino acids. NCBI's taxonomy places the organism in Eukaryota, Metazoa, Chordata, Chondrichthyes, Lamniformes, Lamnidae. The record is from RefSeq and is a predicted model, not a curated record. The transcript is spliced from 12 exons. Gene Ontology annotation, cellular component: lysosome. Gene Ontology annotation, molecular function: cysteine-type endopeptidase activity.